This is a messenger RNA of Knipowitschia caucasica, 489 nucleotides long. NCBI's taxonomy places the organism in Eukaryota, Metazoa, Chordata, Actinopteri, Gobiiformes, Gobiidae. The record is from the annotation of a GenBank genome assembly.
AUGGCCUCAAGCGCGUCCGGAGACGUGAUGCCCACCGGCGGACGCAUCUUCACCUCUUUCCCCGACAUCUUCUUCCUCCCAGAGUUUGUGUUUGGGGGCCUGGUGUGGAUCCUGGUUGCUUCCACGAGAGUUGAUGCUCCGAAUCCUCUGGGCUGGGUCAUGUUUGUAUCCAUCUUCUGCUUUGUCGGCACAACGCUCUGGUUCUUCAUCUUUCUGUGUGGAGCCAAUCAGAGCAGCGUCUGGCCAGCACUGGAUACGGGCUAUCAUUUUGUGGCGAUUGUGUUCUACUUAAGUGCAUCUGUGGCCUUGGCCAUCACCACCGUAUCGGCAGGACUGACUCUUCAAAUAGCCGGUGCUGCAGGACUCCCCACUGACCUGUUUCUCAAGAACUACAGACUGGACAUCGCAGCUGUGGUGAUGUCAUACCUGGCCACACUGCUCUACUUCAUCCACACCAUUCUCUCCGCUCUACGAUGGAAGAGGUCCUAG